This is a messenger RNA of Cyclopterus lumpus (lumpfish), 1125 nucleotides long. It is a transcript of the gene spef1, whose product is annotated as sperm flagellar 1. Bases 76 to 840 code for a protein of 254 amino acids. Gene Ontology annotation, molecular function: microtubule binding. The transcript is spliced from 6 exons. Lineage: Eukaryota; Metazoa; Chordata; Actinopteri; Perciformes; Cyclopteridae. Gene Ontology annotation, biological process: regulation of cytoskeleton organization. The record is from RefSeq and is a predicted model, not a curated record. Gene Ontology annotation, cellular component: axoneme.
GCUAACAAGCUAAAACUCAGCAGAGCGAUCUGUGUGUUUGUAAACUCUCCAAAAACAGAUGUCGAUGGAAGAAUAAUGGACCGAGAACUGAACGAAGAGGAGCUGCAGGCGUUGUACGCGUGGAUAGACGGAAUAUCUCUGUCCCGGCCCAAGAGACACAUCACCAGAGACUUCAGCGACGGAGUGAUGGCCGCAGAGGUUGUCAAGCAUUUCUUCCCAAAGCUUGUUGACCUGCACAACUAUAUUCCUGCAAACUCCACACCGCAGAAGCUCAGUAACUGGAACCUUCUCAACAGGAAGGUGUUUUCCAAGCUGAACUUUCACGUGCCUGAGGACACAGUGAAGAGGAUUGUCCUGAGCACUGCAGGAGUGAUAGAGCCCGUUCUGGGCGCCCUCAGAGAGAAGAUAGAAAAGAAACUGGAGCACCCAACAGAGAAUAUACUGGAUUUGGAAUACUAUGAAACCAGAAACCAGGAGAAACCUCAUACAGAAAUGUGUCGGAUUGAAGCGAUACGUGUGACUCAGACGGCAGGAGAACUGAUAAAAGAUGAAAAAAGCAGAAUGAAAAUCGGUAAACCGCAACAGACAGCACAGUUUUACCCAGACAUGGAUCCUGGUUUACGACUACUCCUGCAGGAAAAAGAGAAAGCUGUCAUGGCUUUGCAGGAGACUGUGGAGGUACGCACGCACGGACACACCAGAGUGUGUGUGUGUGUGUGUGUGUGUGUGUGUGUGUGUGUGAGAGAGAAAGAAAGACGUUUAGAUGUGUUUGAUACAUAUGCGUCACAAGCUGUGUCAGCAGUGGUGGUUAGUGAGUCAGUAUCUGUUCAGCGGAUAUAACUUUUUUUCUUCUCUGCCUGUGGUCACAUCUGCCUGUUAAGAAAUAAUAAUGACACAGAUGGAAGUUUUCAUCAGUGAGAUAAUUCAUAGUUUUAGAAAUUAACCUCACCUAGUUUUACCACAUCCUUUUGCGUGUGUGUGUGUGUGUGUGUGUGUGUGUGUAUAGAUCCUGCAGAUGAAGGUGAACAGGUUAGAGCAUCUGGUUCACUUGAAGGACAUGCGUAUUGAAGAUCUGAUGCGGCAUCUGGAGACAUACAAAGCAAAAGGCAAUUCACGCUGACAUGA